This is a messenger RNA of Eurytemora carolleeae, 466 nucleotides long. RefSeq lists its product as uncharacterized. NCBI's taxonomy places the organism in Eukaryota, Metazoa, Arthropoda, Copepoda, Calanoida, Temoridae. The coding region runs from base 23 to 439 and encodes 138 amino acids. The transcript has 6 exons. The record is from RefSeq and is a predicted model, not a curated record. Gene Ontology annotation, cellular component: cytoplasm.
AUUUGAAGUAUUCUAUUUAAUCAUGUCGACUAGCAGUGGUCAUGAAGAGACUUCACCCUACGAUAUUACAUCACCGACAGAUUCUGUUAUUGGAGCUGAUUUCCAGGGUUUGAGUAGUGAGGAGCAGGAGAGGCAGAGAGAUGAGUGGAAGGCAGAGCUCUCCAAGACCGAGGAGGAGAUUCUAACCUUGAAGCAGGUUCUCACCAGCAAGGAGAGACAUGCACAAGGAUUGAAGCGAAGGCUUGGUAUCACUGCUUGGAGGGAGUUUUCCGAGGAUAUGACCCAGGGACUAAAGAAUCUCCAAGAAUCUGCUACAUAUAAGAGAACUUCUGAAAACCUGAUCUUUGCCAAGGAGAUAGCUAAAGAGAAGACUGCUAGUAUGUGGAGCGGUAUAGCCGGCAGUAAUGCUUUUCAGAAGGUAUUGUACAAUAUACAAUAACGUGUUCACGGAUAAAAACUUUAGAAA